CUGUGUAGACCAGGUUGGCCUUGAACUCAUGGAGAUCCACCUGCCUCUGCUUCCCAAGUGCUGGGAUUAAACUGCUUCAUUGGCACAGUAUCAAUAAAUAAUUCUUUUGUUUGGUUUUGUUUUGGGGGUGGUGCCUCACUCUGUAGCCUUGGCUGGGCUGGAACUAGGUAUGUAGACCAGGCUGACCUCAUAGACCAGCUAGGAGAGUUGCCUCUUUCUCUGGAGUGCUGAGAUCAGUGAGUAAUUAUUUUAUUGAAUGUACCUGAGUUUUUUUCUGGUAAUGAAGCUAUCACAGCCAGUGAAGCACAAUACAUGAGGUAGGAACUAGCCUUAGGUCUUUCUCAUGGGAGAGAAAACGUGCUCAGAGACGUUAGGCCAUUUGUCAGAGUACACAGAUCAGAUGAAAAUCCCAGGGGAGGAUUUAUCUCUUUUGCUUAGAGACAAGGUUUUGCAGCAAAGCUUGUCCUUGAACUUUGUGAUCCUCCUGCCUCUGUCCCUGAAUCCUGGGACCGCUGCUGGCCUGCCAGUGAAGAAGCCUUUCUCCUCUCCCCACACCUCACCCUCUCAGGGUAGAGGGCCGACGGAGCGCCCACAGUGGUCCUCGAAGGCUGUCUAGGAGAGGAGGCUGGAAGGACAAGACAAUUUUACAGUCACACCUGUAAUCUCCGAGAUCCGGAAGCAAGAGAUGCUCUCCAGAGCUGCCUGGAGUCUGCGGAUGAGGACCGGAGGACUGGGAACUCGAGGGACACACAGCCCAAGAGGCACUGCUAGCAGCCAGCGGAGGAUGAGCCCCUAUGUGGACUGCUAUGCCCAACGCUCCUAUCCCAUGCCGGAUGAACCCUUCUGCACAGAGCUCAGUGAGGAGCAGCGGGCCCUGAAGGAGAAAGAGAAGGGCAGCUGGGCCCAGCUGAGCCAAGCGGAGAAGGUGGCCUUGUACCGGCUCCAGUUCCACGAAACCUUCGCAGAGAUGAACCAUCGCUCCAACGAAUGGAAGACAGUGAUGGGCUGCGUCUUCUUUUUCAUUGGCUUCACUGCUCUGGUGAUUUGGUGGCAGCGGGUGUAUGUGUUCCCUGAGAAAGUUAUCACCCUGACGGAGGAGCGGAAAGCCCAGCAGCUCCAGCGCCUCCUGGACAUGAAGAGCAACCCCAUACAGGGCCUGGCUGCCCACUGGGAUUACGAAAAGAAAGAGUGGAAAAAGUGACCUGCACCCCUCGUCAGCCGCUUGCCCUAGUGAGACCACCCUGGUGCGGAGCCUGAAGCCCAGAGCCCCCUUCCCUCCUCUCCCCUCUUCCCUUUGCUCCAAUAAAGCAGCCUGUUUUUUUCUGCCUGCAAA
Myodes glareolus (Bank vole) is the source of this 1333-nucleotide messenger RNA. The record is from RefSeq and is a predicted model, not a curated record. NCBI's taxonomy places the organism in Eukaryota, Metazoa, Chordata, Mammalia, Rodentia, Cricetidae.